This is a messenger RNA of Maylandia zebra (zebra mbuna), 1156 nucleotides long. RefSeq lists its product as uncharacterized. Lineage: Eukaryota; Metazoa; Chordata; Actinopteri; Cichliformes; Cichlidae. The record is from RefSeq and is a predicted model, not a curated record.
UUGAAGAUGGUCCGCGCGGAGCUGGCGGCUCGUCUGAACGACAGAGAGUACACAAACUGGCUGAAAGCGGGACGCUGUCUGCUCAUACUGAAGGAUGGCCUCCUCCCGUUUACCGACCGACACAUGAGGGCUUUCCACGGAGAUCUGCUUAAUCAAAGCGCUGUGCUCCGGAGCCCGUGCAGGGAUUCAUGUAAACCUAGAGGGAAUAAGCUGUCGGGAUGCAAGGUGUGUUCAGAGUGGCAGAAGGCGAUCCUGAGACACCACAGGCAGCCUGAUGUUACAGUCAACUGGGACAACUGUUUCCCUCCAUACUGGAGGACAGACCACUGGGAGGUGGCAAAGCUCGUCAGAGAUUACACAUCACUGUCAAAGUCUGCAGUCAGGAGCCACCAGAGCAAAGAGAAGAUGGCCUUCAUGCCACGAGGUCAGGCGAAGGUGAAGGGUGCGGAUAAAUGCGACGCCCCUGCUCUGCUUAACCUGAUCAACUACUGCACGUAUUUCUCAUUCGUGGAUCCAAAACUGGUCAGAGAGGUGAUCCGAUGCAGGAACGAGCUGAUGCAUUCUUCUGAGUACCGUGUGACAGAUGAUUGGAUGCAACACUACUGGACCGCUCUGAACCACUUUGUGAAUCAGUUCAGACACGUACCUGAGAUGGCAACAGUUGGAAACAAAAUAGACGAGAUGCUGACCCUCAAUUUGUCAAUAUAUGUGUCUGGUUUGGAUCAAAUGGAUUCUGGUGGCUUGGGCGAUGGAUUAGAGGCUGAUUUUGUCAGCCAUAAGGAGUCUGGUGCUGACGUCGGCCAAUGGGAAGCUGAGUUGCUAGAAGAGAUGCUGCAGGAGCUGCUGCAUGCUGCUGAUGAGGAUACUGAUAGCCAGACACAGGACACAGAGCGGCUGAAGAGUCUGGGAGGGUUCCUGCAAACCAACAAAGAUCUUAAUGAGAGGUUCUCUGCAGAGCUGCAAACCAUCAACUCUCUAAUGGCCAAAGAAAAAGGAAGAGGAGGAAGUGAAUGAGGAGCACUUUGUGUUCUGUGUCCGUGUAUAUACUUAAAAUAGCUUAACUUCAGAACUUAAUCUGAAGGAUGAGGGCUUUAUAUCUAAGCACAGUGGGGCUUUAUUUUUUAAAAAUUGUAUAUUAUAAUAUUUGAAAAAAGUC